Molecule: messenger RNA, 1581 nt
Organism: Pieris macdunnoughi
Lineage: Eukaryota; Metazoa; Arthropoda; Insecta; Lepidoptera; Pieridae
Source: the annotation of a GenBank genome assembly
AUGAUUUGUGGACAGGUGGCGGCGUCCUUUGAUAAUGCCGCUACACGUCUAACAGCUGAGCUGUAUUACGUAAGAGAUGGUCAAAUCAACUCCUACGCACUUAACUUCGUUGUUCCCGUUCCUGCUAAUAUUGGAGAGUUGCAUUUUUCGUGGCAGAGCUUAACAAGACGACCGUUACCAUACACGCUGCGAGUGGAUGUCAUCUCUCAUCCCGAGGCUUUACACCCGCCAACCUUCAGUAUUCCAAGUACUGGCCUGGUGCCAACUGAACCACAAACGUGGCAAGUGGAUCUGCCCUGUACACACACGGUAGCAGCUGAAGUGGACGUCACCAUCGCCCUUAACAUCUCCACUGGCUCAUCAUCCACGACAUUACAUUUUAGGAGACGUAAAAUAUGCCUUAAAGAUGCUCCACGACCCGCUGUAAGAGUGGAUAAUGCACCUCAUGCUCCUACCUCUGCUGAUAUAUUCUACGCUGGGGCUGGUUGUGCUGGUGGAGUCAUUAUUUUAGCAGCGGUCGCAGCAGUGGCUUGUCGAGCUCGCGCCAGAAAACUUCGGAGAGCAAGAAGCGAUGAGCAAGAUGCUCACGCUUUCUUACCAGACUCUUCAUGCAAAUCUGCAGCUAGCUAUACAAGCUAUCGGCGUCCAACGUCUUUACCGCCGGUUGCUCCUGAAGAAAGGGCUAGAGAUCUCCAACAAAGAAUAGCAGAGUUGACAAUACAAAGAUGUCGAGUGAGGCUACGAUCAGUGGCGAUGGAAGGCACCUUCGGUCGUGUAUACAGAGGAACAUAUGCAGACGAAGAUGGCAGGGAACAAGAAGUGUUAGUCAAAACGGUGGCUGAACAUGCAUCACAAGUACAGGUGUCACUACUUCUUCAAGAAGGCUGCAUGCUGUACGGGCUUCAUCAUGAGCGGGUCCUAUCCGUUCUGGGUGUCAGCAUUGAAGACCAGACGGCACCAUUCAUUCUGUACCCCUGGGGUCCAACCUGGAGAAACCUAAAGCAGUUCCUAUUAGCAUGUCGAGGAGUUACAGUAGGUGGGGCCACGGGUGCUCCGCCCCCUCCAUUAACAACUCAACACGUGGUCAGAAUGGCACUUCACGCCUUGGAUGGACUUUCCUAUCUACAUUCGCAACACGUACUGCAUAAGGACAUCGCUGCAAGGAAUUGCGUAGUUGACGAGAAUCUACGUGUCAUGAUAGGAGACAACGCGUUAUGUAGAGACCUCUUCCCAGCUGACUACCACUGUUUAGGAGAUAAUGAAAACAGACCCAUCAAAUGGCUGGCUCUUGAGACACUCUCAAAGAAGCAGUUCAGUCCAGCAUCAGAUGUAUGGGCGUUGGGAGUACUUCUAUGGGAAUUGACGACGCUGGCACAUCAGCCAUAUGCGGAAGUCGAUCCAUUUGAAGUAGCUGCGUAUUUGAGGGACGGUUAUAGGUUGCAGCAACCGGCCAAUUGUCCGGACGAAUUGUUCGCAGUAAUGGCCUACUGUUGGGCUAUGUCACCCGACGACAGACCAACGCUACCACAACUGCAAAUAUUUUUACGUGACUUCCACGCUCAACUUACGAGAUUCGUCUAG